UUUUUUAUAACUAAACCAGGCCUAAGAGGAAAGGAGAAGACGCGAAGCAGAGGAAGGAAAGAAAAAGUAAACCAAGACCUGUCUAGCGUGUAGAACCGCCGCCACGCCUCGCCUCGCCUCGCCGUCCGAGAGAAGGGGAAAAAAAUGCUCGCCAGAACCCUCGUCGGCGGCGUCCGGACCCGCCUCGCGCCGUCUCUCGCGAGCCUUCUCCUCCGCCGCGGCUACGCGUCCCCCGCCUCCUCCGCCGCUGCGGCGGCUGACGACCUUGUCAUCGACGAGGACCCGCCGCGCGCCGCCUCGACGUCCGCCGCCGCCGCCGCCACCACCACCGUGGCAGCCACCGUGCCGACCGUCCUGCAGCCGCGCGUGCUCAUCUACGACGGCGUCUGCCACCUCUGCCACCGCGGGGUGAAGUGGGUGAUCAGGGCCGACAAGCACGCCAAGAUCAGGUUCUGCUGCGUGCAGUCCAAGGCUGCCGAGCCAUACCUCAGGCUGGUGGGCAUGGACAGGGAGGACGUGCUGCGGCGUGUUCUCUUUGUCGAGGGCCCUGAGGCCUACUACGAGGGCUCUACAGCUGCACUGAAAGUUGCAUCAUACCUGCCUCUUCCCUACUCAGUCCUUAGCUCCUUGCUGAUCGUCCCCACCCCACUGCGGGAUGCAGUCUAUGAUUACAUCGCAAAGAACCGCUAUGACUGGUUUGGCAAAGAUGAUGAGUGCAUUGUCACCAAGGACAAGGAGAUUCUGGAGCGCUUCAUUGACCGGGAGGAAAUGCUUGGUGGUGGUCCCAGCAAUAGCUUCUUUUGAUUGCAUUUUUGGCUGUGCCGUUGCUCACACUUAUACUGUAGGAAAGCGCUGUAAAUAAUCCUCGUCUCCAUCUAGGUACUCUUCAGAUAGUUUUCUUAACUCCUAGAACUUCUGCAUUGCAUGUUAACAACAAUGCAUCGAGCACCUGCAAGGUUUGUCAAAUCAGGUUUAUUCCAAGUUGAUUGCAAAACGUGAGCUAGUUGAUGUCUAAGAUUAGAAUUUUGCAAUAUGGAUUGGUAGUCGGUGUAAGGCAUGAAAGUUACAAGUGCCUUGAUGUGACAUUAUAUCUUUUACUAUACCUGCUGUCUCGUAUAUGGGGUAUCUCGUUCAAAUAACUGCACUACAUAAUAAUAUACUCAGUUGCCACAUUUA
Molecule: messenger RNA, 1176 nt
Organism: Sorghum bicolor (sorghum)
Lineage: Eukaryota; Viridiplantae; Streptophyta; Magnoliopsida; Poales; Poaceae
Exons: 3
Coding region: 145-804 (219 amino acids)
Molecular function (GO): protein-disulfide reductase activity
Source: RefSeq, a predicted model, not a curated record